AUGCAACUCUCCAAGCUCGUUAUUCUUAGCGUCACCGCCCUGCUCUCCGCCACUGGAGAAGCAUGCAAGUGCUACGGAAGCAACGGCAACCUGAACAAUGGCGCAACUCACAAGUGCUGUAACGAUUACCAUGGCGUUUACUCUGGAAACGACUGCAGAGCUGGCUCAAUCUCUGAGCAUCUUCGUGGAUUUGAUAAGUGCUGCAAGGGUCAAGGCUCGGACUGUGACUUCCCUGGUCGUGCCGCUGCCCUGGGUCAGGAAAUGAGAGCUGUCAAGCACGUCGAAAUCAAGACUGCUCUUGCCAAGUAA
This is a messenger RNA of Fusarium redolens, 309 nucleotides long. RefSeq lists its product as uncharacterized. NCBI's taxonomy places the organism in Eukaryota, Fungi, Ascomycota, Sordariomycetes, Hypocreales, Nectriaceae. The coding region runs from base 1 to 309 and encodes 102 amino acids. The transcript has a single exon. The record is from RefSeq and is a predicted model, not a curated record.